Molecule: messenger RNA, 1167 nt
Organism: Candida tropicalis MYA-3404
Lineage: Eukaryota; Fungi; Ascomycota; Pichiomycetes; Serinales; Debaryomycetaceae
Exons: 1
Coding region: 1-1167 (388 amino acids)
Source: RefSeq, a predicted model, not a curated record
AUGGGAUUAUUUGAUUUACUUUCAUUUUCAUCUUCUUCAUCUUCUACCUCCACAUCAUCAAGUAUAAUACCAACUUAUGAUCAAAAUCAAGAUUCAAUAAAUCUUCAAAUUAAAUCCUUAUUAUAUCUAUUCAAAAGAUUACAAAUUGAUAAACUAUCAACAUUACCAAAUAAAGAUGGAACACUUCGAUAUAUUGUCAAAAAGAAUGAAUUGGUAGUAGAUGAUGAUCCAACAUUUAAUAAAUUGGAUAAAAUUUAUGAUGUUGAUAAAUUUUUAAAUAUUUUACUUAAUGAUGAAUAUAGAAUACUUGUUGAUUUUAUUAAAAAUAAGUUCCGUUCAAUGUGUAUGAUUGUUGAAUAUCCUAGUAAUUUAUCAUCCCGACCUUCAUCUCCUAUAAAAGGACAAUCAACUAAUAAUCCCACUAUGAUUUUUCCAGAUUUUAAAGAUUAUAAAGAUAGAAAUAUGAAUGGGAAAAAUUUCAAAUUUGUAUUAUUCCCAUUAAAUGAUGUAUCAAUUGAUAAAAUUGCUCAAAUAUUAGUGAAUUCAGAUAUUUAUAUUGAACAUAAAGUAUCAUAUUCUAAAAGAUAUUCAAUAGCUUUAGAAUCAAUAAAAUCAGUAAUUUCAAUUAAUCAAAAACGGAUAACAAUAAAUGAAAAAAAUCAAAUUAUUAGAAAUUAUUUAAUUAAAUUAUCUUUUCAUGUUCAAUUAUUAAGAAUUUAUCAAGAAUAUAUUAAAUUAAAUUCCUUGAAUCCUACAUCACCACUACCACCAUCACAACAACCACCCAGUUCACCAACUAAAAAACCAAUAACUUUAAGAAAAUCAAUGUCAAAUUUAAAUCUUAAUAAAUCUUCUCCAACCUUGCAACAAAAUACUUCACCUACAAAAUUAUCUCAUAAGAAAUCUAUUAAUCAACUAAGUAAAAAACCAUCAAUACCAAGAUUUAAAUUAGAUGAAUUGUACAAUCCUGUAACAUCACCAAGAAAGCCAAUUCCGGUCCAGAAUAAUAAUAAUAAUAAUUAUAAUAAACCAGAGAGUGAUUCAAGUAGUAGCAAUAAUGACCUAGAUCAAGAGAAUUUAAGGGUUGAUAUUUAUGAAAAAUGUAAAAUGGCAAUUCUUGAUAAAUUAAACCAUGAAAAAUCAAAACUUUGUGUACAAGUCACGUGA